AUGGCCGCAUUCAUCCGGUCGUACAACGCUGCUCUGCUCCAUCGACCGUUGAGGACCCAGAUCGUCACCUCCUUGGUUCUGUUCGGCGGUGGCGAUAUCAUUGCCCAACAGGCUAUCGAGAGAAAAGGGAAACAGCAUGAGUGGGCCCGAACGGCACGCCUGGCUGGUUAUGGAGGUUUUGUGUUCGCCCCGCUGGGAACGCGUUGGUUCAAGACCUUGGAUUUCAUUCAGCUGAAAAGUCGCGGAUUGACCACCUUCCUCAAACUCAGUAUCGAUCAACUAAUUGCCGCCCCGACCAUGCUCGCCUUCUUCUUCACCACCAUGAACUAUCUAGAGGGUAACGAUCUUAAACAAGCCGAGGAAAGGCUGCGUGAGAAGUGGGGUCCUACCCUGUACAAGAACUGGAUUGUCUUUAUCCCGCUUCAAGCGAUCAACUUCGGGCUCGUGCCCAGCCACUUGCGACUCCUAGUGAUCAACGGUGCUUCCUUGUUCUGGAAUUCUUACUUAUCAUAUGCCAACGCAUCCACCCUGCCAAUUGUGGGAAAGAUCAUAGAACAAGCUGACCACAAAUUCGAGGCUAUCUGA
Puccinia triticina is the source of this 585-nucleotide messenger RNA. RefSeq lists its product as uncharacterized. Lineage: Eukaryota; Fungi; Basidiomycota; Pucciniomycetes; Pucciniales; Pucciniaceae. The transcript has 10 exons. The record is from RefSeq and is a predicted model, not a curated record. The coding region runs from base 1 to 585 and encodes 194 amino acids. Gene Ontology annotation, cellular component: membrane; cytoplasm; mitochondrion.